AUGUCGUCUGGGAAAAUAAACGUCCUCAACCAUCCUGUUCUGAAUGCUCGUCUGUCGCAGCUUCGGCAGACUAGUACAUCUACAAAAGAGUUCCGAGAGGGUAUCCGUCAGAUCAGUACUUUUGUAGGGAUCGAGGCAAGUAGGACACUUGAAGAAACAUCAUUUGAAGGGAGAACACCAGUAGCCCCAUUCACCGGAAGGGCUAUCAAGCCAAAAAUCGGAUUAGCACCUAUCCUUCGCGCAGGUCUAGGUAUGACGGAUUCGAUGCUUGAUCUCUUUCCACAAGCGAAAGUUUAUCACAUUGGUAUUUUCCGAGAGAAAGUCAGUUUACAACCCGUAGAAUACUACUCGAAACUUCCGACAGAAGUUACGGUAGACAUAUGUUACCUCCUUGAUCCUCUGAUUGCCACCGGAGGGACGGCUUGCGCGGCGCUCCAGAUGCUCCUCGAUUGGGGUUUAUCCAUCAAGAACAUAAGACUUCUUGCCGUUCUGGCGUCAGAGGUGGGUUUAAAGAAACUCUCUGAGGAAUUUCCGGACUUGCAGAUUUGGGCUGCUGCUGUAGACCCGACUCUCACACCACAGGGUAUUGUCGCACCUGGUCUUGGAGAUACGGGAGACCGCCUUUUCAAUACGCUGUAG
Molecule: messenger RNA, 639 nt
Organism: Fomitiporia mediterranea MF3/22
Lineage: Eukaryota; Fungi; Basidiomycota; Agaricomycetes; Hymenochaetales; Hymenochaetaceae
Product: armadillo/beta-catenin/plakoglobin
Exons: 8
Coding region: 1-639 (212 amino acids)
Source: RefSeq, a predicted model, not a curated record